GAGGGGCGCGCGCUGGUCGAGCGGAAGUGACGCGUGGGCCGGCUGAAAGAAAAGACAGACGUUCGCGCACAAGCGAUCGCGCAAUAGUCAAAUAAAAGAGCGAACGCUGCGCCGCGGAUUCCUGCUGGUCUUCAGAAUUGCGACUGACUGAGGAGGAGGAUGGCGAGGAAGAGCGGUUAUAAAGAUGUGUCAGGAGUGGUGUUCGACACGCACUCGAAAAUGGUCAUGUCUCAAGGAGGAUCGUUCGAGAAGAUGAAGGAAAAGAUAAACGCCGUGCGAGCCGUGGUUCCCAACAAGAGCAAUAAUGAGAUCGCUCUGGUGCUGCAGCACUUCGAGAACAGCGUGGAUCGAGCGGUGCAGGCGUUUGUGGAAGGCGGGGCCGUGGAGAUCCUGAAGGAGUGGAAUGUCACUGGGAAAAAGAAGCCCAAGAAGAAAAAGAAGCCGAAAGCACAAACAGACGUUCCCGCAGACUCGACUCCUGCUGAAUCGACUCCGGACGCUGAGUGUCAGGAAGCUGUUAAUGGUUUCCAUGCCAACGGUUCAGCAGCGGCUGAUGGUGAUUCGCUGGAUUCUCUGAGCGAGCAGCUGGACUCCGCCUCCCUGGACGCUGCGGAGCUCGACUUGGAAACUGCUGCCCCUGAGGUUUCAGCGGCCACAGAUGGAGGCGUGGCGUCCACAUCAAACCCCGCCCCUCAGCCCAGCACCAAUAACGGAGAGCGACAGAACCAUCACAGAACCAGUAACAAGUCUCAAGCCAAGCCUGUUUCCAGCUCCCAUAAUCCCUCUGCGCCCGUUCUGUCCAGCGACACACAGCGAGGUCCUGCCGGCAGAAAGAUGGGGCCUAACGUCGAUCGCUCCGUGAAGGACCUGCAGCGAUGUGCAGCGUCACUGUCCCGCUAUAGAGUCGUGGUGAGAGACGAGAUGGACUCCUCUAUCAAGAGCAUGAAGCAGACGUUUGCUGAGCUGCAGAGCUGUCUCAUGGAUCGAGAGGUGACGCUGCUCACUGAGAUGGACAAAGUCAAAGCCGAAGCCAUGGCGAUUCUGGACGGCCGUCAGAAAAGAGCAGAGGAGCUGAGGAGACUGGCUGACAAAUCAGCAUCACUGACAGAGGAGCAGCUCGCUGAACUACGGGCUGACAUCAAGCACUUUGUCAGUGAACGCAAGUAUGACGAGGAUCUGGGUAAAGCUGUGAAAUUCUCCCAUGAUCUGGAGCCUCUGAAGUGCAGCAUCAUGUCGUUUGGAUCAGUGUAUCAUCCUCAGACGGGCUACUCCAGCCGUUCUCGUUGUAGCUCCACCUCUUCCUCUGUCACAGGCUCCGCCCCUGCCAAAGCCCCGCCUCCCUCUGAGCUCCAGCAUCCUCAGGCCUCUGCUUACACGGGCCGUCCCAGCGUGCCACACAAACAGAUUUUCCAGGGCAACCGGCGCAUCAUUCACGGUUACCAGGGCAAUCAGCGAUAUAACGGAAACACGCAUGCCGAGCGAAACCCCAGCCGAAGCAGCUACCGCUAUCAGGGAGAGCACGGUCACCAGAGUGACCUCAACUCUCAGCCGACCAAUAGCGCGAGAGGCUCCUCCCACUCUUCAGGCUAUCGCUCAGAUCGACCCGCCCACAACGGGCUUCCACAGAGGCAGCCGCGGACGCACGGCCCGUGAUGCCCCACACACACACACACACACACACAGAGCUGUCCGAUGAAGAGAAAGUCAAGUUUACAUCAGUUGAGCUGCGGCUCGACUUCUGCUCUUCACUCUUCUGUCUUGCUCUUCUUUCACACUUGUCUGUCACAUUAGAGUUCAGUGUUAGUCUCAGUAGUUCCUGUGGUGAGUGUUUGCUCGUGGGCUUCCUCUUUCAAACGGUCAGAGUCGAGGAAAGCGAUUCUCAGAUGAUCAACACUAAGGCGGCAGGCAGAGUUUGUUCUAGUGGGCUGCGAGUAGUUUGUUUUAGUUAGUCACGUUGUCAUCGAUUGAAGCCAGUGUGUGCUAAAGCACGAGUCUUCACGAUCACGAUAUACCUCACAUUCAUCUGCUCUCAAGGCCUCAUUUCACGCUGCGCUGUUCUUCUGCGCUCAACGUCAGCUUCCUUUAGCCUUUCUGAAAGCCUCCGUUUGGAAAGCAUCUGCGCUUACGUUUGCAUGCUGGGAUAUCAGAUUGACAAACGUCUGUGUGUUUGAUCAGGAAAGCUCUUCUGUCUGGAUUGUUUUGCUGACAUUGAGUCUGUCUGUGUGUCUCUCUUUUAUUUCUGAAAGCUUGAUGUCAUGAUGAUCAGCACUCUUCUCUGCUCAAUCCUGUAUAUAUGUAAACUAUAUGUAUAAUGUUUUGUAGCCUCCGGCCAUGUAUGUAGUGUGAUUUUUAGUUCUCUGAUUGAACUCCGUUAUCAAGCAACUUCUGUUCUUCCUUGUAUAUGGAGAGAGAGAGAGACUCGUUUGUUUUUUCCCCCCAAAAUGAUCUGAGACCGCUGUAAUCAAGUGCCUUCAGUCAUGCGCUUUCAUUGUCUCGUUCCUUCUGCUCCGGUGCGGACCAAAGACGUCAGAUGCCGUCGCCUGCUCCUGUCAUGCGAACUGCACUAGCAAACACUCCAUGUCUUUCUCGCUAAUUGGCCUACUUGCUUUUCCUUUAUUAUAAAUAAAGAAGGAUUGGUAGCAAAUGCUGAAA
Messenger RNA from Sinocyclocheilus rhinocerous, 2652 nucleotides. RefSeq names its product spermatogenesis-associated serine-rich protein 2-like. The record is from RefSeq and is a predicted model, not a curated record. Gene Ontology annotation, molecular function: protein binding. The coding region runs from base 160 to 1653 and encodes 497 amino acids. NCBI's taxonomy places the organism in Eukaryota, Metazoa, Chordata, Actinopteri, Cypriniformes, Cyprinidae. Gene Ontology annotation, cellular component: cytoplasm. The transcript has 13 exons.